AUGGACAACAUCCGGCUGGGACACCCGUUAAACUCGAGAGAAGGGGAAGAAAAUCAACCAGUUGCAGCUUUGACGAGACUAGGAUGGAUCGUUUACGGUCCAUGUUCUAUUGCUAACGCCGACCAGCGAAAACAACACGAUGAGACCUAUAGUUUUCACAUCUGUCAGUGCGAAACCCUUCAUGCAAUGGUUAAGGAGUUUUUCUCACUAGACAGCCUUGGAAUCCAGACUUCCAGCGGUUCCCUAAUGUCUAAAGACGAUGAGCGUGCAAUGGAGCUACUCAUGUCCAACACUUUACUGAAAGAGACUCGGUACGAAACAUCCCUACUAUGGAAAUUUGAUGAGGUCAAACUGCCAGAAAGCAAAACGAUGGCUCUAAAAAGAUUUCACUGUAUGGAGAAACGUAUGGCACGUGAACCUGAGAUGGCUACAGCAUUGCGAAUUAUGAUUCGGGACUAUGAGACUAAAGGCUAUAUAAGGAAAUUAUCAUCUGAGGAGGAAAAUGUGCCGAGAGAUCGUGCUUGGUAUUUGCCAAUAUUCCCUGUGACGAAUCCUAAUAAACCAACGAAAUUGCGAAUCGUCUGGGAUGCGGCAGCCAAAGCCCAUGGAGUAUCGCUAAAUACUUUUCUACUUAAAGGACCCGACCAGUUAACAUCCUUACCUGGAGUCCUCCAUCGCUUCCGGGAGUAUCGAAUAGCGGUUUCAGGAGACAUAUGUGAGAUGUUCCACCAGGUACAAAUUAACAAUGAUGAUCAGCACUGCCAGCGGUUUUUAUGGAAAAGUGGACCUCAAGAUCAAACACCAUCGGUGUACGUGAUGACUGUUAUGACGUUUGGUGCAACAUGCUCUCCUAGCUGUGCCCAAUACGUGAAAAACAAGAAUGCUGAACGUUUCGUGCACAAGAUGCCUGCGGCUGUCGAUGCCAUCAUUAACGAACACUAUGUGGACGAUAUGCUAUCCAGCGUGGAGACGGAAAAGGAAGCUGUUGAUCUUGCAACAAAUGUCCGCUUCAUUCAUGCACAAGCGGGAUUCGAGAUACGUGGAUGGCUUUCUAAUUCCAAUGAAGUGCUAGCUGCUUUAAACGGACCACAAACUUCGGAGAAGGAUCUGAACGUAAAUUCUCAGAUGGCAACCGAAAAGAUUCUUGGGCUGUGGUGGAAUACAAAGACCGACACUUUCACCUUCAGAUUUCCCAAGAGAGCAGAUGUGAAAUUGUUAUCCGGCCAGACAAUCCCUACGAAGCGUGAAGUCUUGCGAGUCCUGAUGUCCAUCUUCGAUCCACUAGGAUUUCUCGCCAACGUACUAAUGUACUUAAAAGUUCUUCUACAGGAGAUAUGGCGUGCCGGUACGGCAUGGGAUGAGCCAAUAGCUAAUGAUCAAUUCGUGAAAUGGCGUACGUGGCUUGGAGUUUUGACGAAGGUGGACACCGUUUCUAUUCCGAGGUGCUAUCGUGUCAAAACUUCAUCAAUGGAAUCAAAUAAACUGCAACUCCAUAUCUUCGUCGACGCGAGUGAAAAUGGAUUUGCAGCUGUCGGCUAUUUUCGAUUUGAAGAGCAAGGAGUAAUUGAGUGUGCAUUCGUGGCUGCGAAAACACGCGUUGCACCCCUGAAAUAUGUUUCCAUACCUCGACUGGAAUUGCAGGCUGCGGUGAUUGGAGCGCGGUUGGUAAAGACGAUAGCGGAACGUCAUCGCGUGACAAUCAAUGAACGAUUUUUUUGGACAGACUCGCGGGACGUACUCUGUUGGCUAAAUUCGGACCAUCGUCGCUAUAGCCAAUUCGUUGCAUUUCGUAUAGGAGAGAUUUUGGAGAAUACGGACGUUUCUGAAUGGCACUGGUUAUCAACGCAGAUGAAUGUGGCAGACGAAGGUACUAAGUGGCAAAAAUUACCAGAUCUUUCUCCGUCCAGUAGAUGGUUCCGUGGUUCGUCGUUUAUCUGGAUGCAUAAGCACGAGUGGCCAGAUCUGCGAGGACAUGUGGGAUCGACGUCAGUAGAACAGAGACACUCAGUGAAUCUCCAUCAACAUGAAGCAGUAUUGGUGAACUUUUCGGAUUUUUCCAAUUGGAAACGACUACUACGUUUGGUUGCUCUCGUGUUUCGUUUCACGCACAACUUAAAAGCCAAACUUAAUGGAACGUCACCAACUGUUAAAGCACUGCGAACCGAAGAACUUCAAAUUGCAGAAAGUUAUAUUUUUCGGCUAUAG
Molecule: messenger RNA, 2205 nt
Organism: Topomyia yanbarensis
Lineage: Eukaryota; Metazoa; Arthropoda; Insecta; Diptera; Culicidae
Exons: 1
Coding region: 1-2205 (734 amino acids)
Source: RefSeq, a predicted model, not a curated record